Syngnathoides biaculeatus (alligator pipefish) is the source of this 1609-nucleotide messenger RNA. Its product is annotated as tubulin alpha chain-like. Gene Ontology annotation, cellular component: microtubule; cytoplasm. The coding region runs from base 152 to 1501 and encodes 449 amino acids. Gene Ontology annotation, molecular function: GTP binding; structural constituent of cytoskeleton. Gene Ontology annotation, biological process: microtubule cytoskeleton organization; mitotic cell cycle. The record is from RefSeq and is a predicted model, not a curated record. The transcript is spliced from 4 exons. NCBI's taxonomy places the organism in Eukaryota, Metazoa, Chordata, Actinopteri, Syngnathiformes, Syngnathidae.
CGAGCAACGGUUCGCUCGCGAGAAAUUCAAACUUUGCCCACUGGCCCCGCCCCCUCCACAAAACUAUAAGUACCACUGCCUCCUUUUACGCCAGAAUCAGUUCAACUUCUUCACCAGACUGCUCGACGUCGACGAAGAAUAAUUUGCAAACAUGCGCGAGUGUAUUUCCAUGCACGUCGGUCAGGCGGGAGCCCAGAUGGGCAAUGCAUGCUGGGAGCUCUACUGUCUGGAGCACGGCAUCCAGCCCGACGGGCAGAUGCCCAGCGACAAGACCAUUGGAGGCGGGGACGACUCCUUCAACACCUUCUUCAGCGAGACCGGCGCCGGAAAACAUGUUCCCAGAGUGGUCUUUGUUGAUUUGGAGCCAACGGUCAUCGACGAGAUCCGGACCGGGACGUACCGGCAGCUCUUCCACCCGGAGCAGCUCAUUACCGGGAAAGAGGACGCGGCCAACAACUACGCUCGCGGUCACUACACUGUCGGCAAGGAGAUCAUCGACCUGGUCCUGGACAGAACUCGCAAACUGGCUGACCAGUGCACAGGGCUCCAAGGUUUCCUCAUCUUCCACUCUUUCGGCGGCGGAACGGGCUCCGGCUUCACCUCCCUCCUGAUGGAGCGCCUGUCCGUGGACUACGGCAAGAAGUCAAAGCUGGAGUUCGCCGUUUACCCUGCCCCCCAGGUGUCGACGGCCGUGGUGGAGCCCUACAACUCCAUCCUGACCACCCACACCACCCUGGAGCACUCCGACUGCGCCUUCAUGGUGGACAACGAGGCUAUCUACGACAUCUGCCGCAGGAAUCUGGACAUCGAGCGCCCCACCUACACCAACCUCAACAGGUUGAUUGGGCAGAUUGUGUCGUCCAUCACCGCCUCCCUCCGCUUCGACGGCGCCCUGAACGUGGACCUGACUGAGUUCCAGACCAACCUGGUGCCCUACCCGCGCAUCCACUUCCCCCUGGCCACCUACGCCCCCGUCAUCUCCGCCGAGAAAGCCUACCACGAGCAGCUGUCCGUGGCCGACAUCACCAACGCCUGCUUUGAGCCGGCCAACCAGAUGGUGAAGUGCGACCCCCGCCACGGCAAGUACAUGGCGUGCUGCCUGCUGUACCGCGGCGACGUGGUGCCCAAGGACGUCAACUCUGCCAUCAGCAACAUCAAAACCAAGCGCUCCAUCCAGUUCGUGGACUGGUGUCCCACCGGCUUCAAGGUGGGCAUCAACUACCAGCCCCCGACCGUGGUUCCAGGAGGAGACCUGGCGAAGGUCCAGAGAGCCGUGUGCAUGCUGAGCAACACCACUGCCAUCGCUGAGGCCUGGGCCCGACUGGACCACAAGUUCGACCUGAUGUACGCCAAGCGCGCCUUCGUGCACUGGUACGUCGGAGAGGGCAUGGAGGAGGGAGAGUUCUCCGAGGCCAGAGAAGACAUGGCCGCCCUGGAAAAAGAUUACGAAGAGGUGGGCGCCGACAGCCUGGCGGAUGACGAGGAAGGCGACGAGUAUUAAAGAGCACGUCAUAGUGCCGCUCGUUCAUUUUCUUGUUCAUGUUUGGUCCAAGUCUGUCGUUCUCAAUGUCCCUUUUGUUUGACAUGAAUUAAAUUCUUGUAAAUAAGA